This is a messenger RNA of Balaenoptera acutorostrata (minke whale), 966 nucleotides long. It is a transcript of the gene CFD, whose product is annotated as complement factor D. The coding region runs from base 133 to 912 and encodes 259 amino acids. Gene Ontology annotation, molecular function: serine-type endopeptidase activity. The transcript has 5 exons. The record is from RefSeq and is a predicted model, not a curated record. NCBI's taxonomy places the organism in Eukaryota, Metazoa, Chordata, Mammalia, Artiodactyla, Balaenopteridae. Gene Ontology annotation, biological process: proteolysis.
CGGCUUCCCCUUGCCCAACUGGGCUGCUGCUCACCCGGCCGAUAGGACCUGUGGGAGCGCCCGCCCCCUUCCACUCUCAUAAAAGCACCCCCAGGGCCUGCCCUGGGUCAGUGUCAAGGCCACGGCAGCAUCAUGGCGGACCGCUCCCUGCACCUAGCGGCUCUGAUCCUCCUCGGGGCGGCCGUGUGUGGGGCUCAGCCCCGUGGCAGGAUCCUGGGCGGCCGAGAGGCCAUGUCCCACUCGCGGGCCUACAUGGCAUCCGUGCAGGUGAAGGGCAAGCACGUGUGCGGAGGCUUCCUGGUGGCCGAGCAGUGGGUGAUGAGCGCAGCGCACUGCCUGGAGGAUGUGGCCGACGGGAAGGUGCAGGUGCUCCUGGGCGCGCACUCCCUGUCACAGCCGGAGCCCUCCAAGCGCCUGUACGACGUGCUACGCGCAGUGCCCCACCCGGAUAGCCGGCCGGACACCAUCGACCACGACCUCCUCCUGCUGCAGCUCUCUGAGAAGGCCGUGCUGGGCCCCGCCGUGCAGCCCCUGCCCUGGCAGCGCGAGGACCGCGACGUGGCGGCCGGCACGCUCUGCGACGUGGCCGGCUGGGGCGUGGUCAGCCACACUGGCCGGCGGCCCGACCGCCUGCAGCACCUACUCCUGCCGGUGCUCGACCGCGCCACCUGCAACCUGCGCAAGUACCAUGACGGUACCAUCACCAACAGCAUGAUGUGCGCAGAGAGCAGCCGCCGGGACAGCUGCAAGGGUGACUCUGGAGGCCCGCUGGUGUGCGGCGGCGUGGCCGAGGGCGUGGUCACCUCGGGCUCACGUGUUUGUGGCAACCCCAAGAAGCCCGGCAUCUACACGCGCUUGGCGAGCUACGUGGCCUGGAUAGACGGAGUGAUGGCUGAGGGCUCAGCUGCCUGAGGACAUGAGGGGCGGCGGUCACGGGGGCCCGAGCAAUAAAGUCAUCCACUCCUG